CCCCUGUUCUCCCUGGGGCAUAUCAGCAAAGCCAGUCCCAAGGAUAUGGAUACAUGCACCAGACCAGUAUGUCAUCCAUGAGGUCCAUGCAUUCACAGCCUCAUUCAGCAGGUCUGAGAACAUACAGAGCUAUGUAUGACUACAGUGCUCAAGAUGAAGAUGAAGUUUCCUUCAGGGAUGGUGAUUAUAUCAUCAAUGUGCAACCAAUUGAUGAUGGCUGGAUGUAUGGUACUGUUCAGAGAACUGGGAAAACAGGAAUGCUUCCAGCAAAUUAUAUUGAGUUUGUUAACUAA
Molecule: messenger RNA, 293 nt
Organism: Pelecanus crispus (Dalmatian pelican)
Lineage: Eukaryota; Metazoa; Chordata; Aves; Pelecaniformes; Pelecanidae
Source: RefSeq, a predicted model, not a curated record